ACAUCCGAAGCGGGAAACGCCUUUUGAAAUGGCAUUUUGUAUCACCUCGAAAUUAGUCAGAAUUGCUCGCCCAAAAAUCGCCAUAAACCCUAGAAAAACCCCAAUUCUCGCCUCUGCAAUCUCGAUCCGACGGCAACGAUGUCGUGGUCCUGCAAGAAAUGCACCUUCCUCAACCCUCCUUCGCAGAAACCCACUUGCCAGAUUUGCCUAUCGCCGUCUUCUCCGCCGGCGCCGGCGGCGUCGCCGUCGUCGUCGACCCCGAAAUGGUCGUGCAAAGCUUGCACCUUUCUGAACUCUUACAAGAACGCCGACUGCGAAAUCUGCGGCACGAGGGCUUCGCUGUCGACGAUGUCGAGCUUCGAGGAUCUGCGAGACACGAGCACGGCGGCGGCGGGGGCGGGGGGGGCGGCGGCGGGGGGACUCUUCGGUGGGGUCUGUGUUCUACCCCUGCAGCGCUGCAAGAGGAAGAGGGGUGAUCAGGGUGCUGGUGUUGGGGAGGAUCGUGUGGAAGUGGGUAGGAUCGGUGGAGCUGAGGAUGGGAGUGAGAGAGUUGAUGCGAAAGAGGAUGGCAAGUCAAGCGCAGCUCCGAGUUCAUGGAAAAUACUUAGUUAUAAUGUUUGGUUUAGAGAGGAUCUGGAGAUGCACAAGAGGAUAAAAGCAAUUGGGGAGCUUGUUCAAAUGCACUCUCCACAUGUCAUUUGUUUCCAGGAGGUUACUCCAGACAUAUAUGACAUUUUUCAGCUGUCAAGUUGGUGGAAGUUAUAUCAUUGCUCUGUUUCGAGUGAUGCAGCAAAUUUAAGACCCUACUUCUGCAUGAUGUUAAGUAAACUGCCUGUCAGAUCUUUCAUCUGCAAACCUUUUGGGAACUCUGUGAUGGGGAGAGAACUUUGUAUAGUUGAGGUUGAAGUCGAAGGGAAGAAGCCUCUAGUUAUUGCCACGAGUCAUCUCGAGAGUCCCUGCCCAGGUCCUCCAAAAUGGGAUCAAAUGUACAGCAAGGAACGAGUAGUUCAGGCAAAAGAAGCCAUGGAUCAUCUCAGCAAGUAUCCAAAUGUGAUUUUAGGUGGUGACAUGAACUGGGAUGACAAAUUGGAUGGCCGUUUUCCAUUACGUGAUGAAUGGGUUGAUGCUUGGGAGGAGUUGAGACCCAGUGAAAAUGGAUGGACAUAUGAUACGAAGUCCAACCCUAUGUUGUCUGCUAACCGCACAUUACAGAAGCGUCUGGAUCGAUUUCUCUGUAGUCUGCAUGAUUUUAAGAUAACAGGUAUCGACAUGAUUGGGAGGGAGGCGAUUCCAGGUCUGACUUACUGCAAGGAGAAAAAGGUCAGGAAAGAGUUAACUAAUUUGGUGCUUCCAGUUCUGCCCAGCGAUCAUUUUGGCUUGCUUCUAACCAUUGGCAGCAAGUAAUGCCCCAGGUGCUGAAGUUGUUGAAUUGAUGCUUAUGUCGAAAAGUAUCAUUUUGUGCUUCUCAUGCAUCUAUCUGUAAAUGAAAUCCCUUAAACAAAAUAUUACACUGAAAAUCCUGUAGAGAAUUAUGAUUCUCAUUUUGCAAAAGCCAUGGCUGGCCAUUUUGAAAGGUGCUGUGGAACAACAGUUGAUCUAAGGGGACUGUAACUACUUAUGCUGAAGCGGUAACAAUGUUGAUCUCAUGUCUGUGUUUUUCCCUCUGAGAUGUCACUAUUGGUCAUUUCAGAUGCUAGUUGCUGAAAAGAACUAGCAGUCUUGUAAUUUCUACUUUCUGCUCUUUUCGCAGAAAUCUGUCUGCCUUUUCUUGUCAGUUGGUGGGGAAGAUCAAUUUGCUGUGUAUUUGCUUCAAGAAAAAUCUCCUUAAAUGAAGAAAGGCCAACAGCUUAUGUUUUA
Messenger RNA from Eucalyptus grandis, 1857 nucleotides. RefSeq lists its product as uncharacterized. Gene Ontology annotation, biological process: double-strand break repair. Gene Ontology annotation, molecular function: single-stranded DNA binding; 5'-tyrosyl-DNA phosphodiesterase activity. Gene Ontology annotation, cellular component: cytoplasm; PML body. Lineage: Eukaryota; Viridiplantae; Streptophyta; Magnoliopsida; Myrtales; Myrtaceae. The record is from RefSeq and is a predicted model, not a curated record.